AUGGCGCAGGCGCUAGUUCCUCUCACCCAUGGCAAACACGAUUUACUCGGCAAAGUUGCCGGCCUAAAUGGCCGUGUCUUUGACACCGAUCCCGUCAUCGCCUACAUGCUGCUGGACAUGUCUCUGGAAGAGCGACUUGCGUAUCUCCCGACAUACUGGUCCACACUCGUCCGGUCUGCCCUGAUGAACGGUGCACUCAUCACCGAAGCUGAUGGGUGGAAAGCAGCAUCUGUGAUUAUUCCACCGGGCAAGGGUAUCGAUAAUGUCUGGACGCUUCUGUACGCAGGCUUCCUUUGUGUUCUAUGGAAGAUUGGCAUCUCCGGCUCGAAGCGUCUGUGGACUGAAUUCUCCGGCAUGACAGAUAACGCUAAGCGGAAGGGUCUUCACGGUGAAAAGCGAUACUACUACGUCUUCAGUAUUGGAACCGAGCACGAUCAUCGCGGAAAAGGUGAGCCCACCACCGAGUGGCUUAAGGAGUAUCAGUCUUACUCCUGUAUCCCUUCUACUAACAAGAAAUUCGCAGGCCUUGCCAAAGAGAUUAUGCGAUACCAUCAAAACAUCGCCCGCUCCGAAAACCUCCCCAUUUGGCUCGAGGCAACCACUCCAAGUUCGCGCCAUUUAUACGUCUCUCUUGGAUUCCAAGAAAUCGAAGAGAUUAUCUUGGGAAAAGGCAAGGUUGCUCCCGAUGCUAGCAUCCAGCCUGGCGGCCCUGGAGUCUCACUCUGGGCAAUGGUGUGGUGGCCAGAGUCGUCGGAGCACGCCCCUAAAUCGUGA
Molecule: messenger RNA, 774 nt
Organism: Penicillium waksmanii
Lineage: Eukaryota; Fungi; Ascomycota; Eurotiomycetes; Eurotiales; Aspergillaceae
Exons: 3
Coding region: 1-774 (257 amino acids)
Source: RefSeq, a predicted model, not a curated record